Molecule: messenger RNA, 1348 nt
Organism: Mercurialis annua (annual mercury)
Lineage: Eukaryota; Viridiplantae; Streptophyta; Magnoliopsida; Malpighiales; Euphorbiaceae
Product: auxin efflux carrier component 8
Exons: 6
Coding region: 83-1153 (356 amino acids)
Biological process (GO): auxin polar transport; auxin export across the plasma membrane
Cellular component (GO): plasma membrane; endoplasmic reticulum
Molecular function (GO): auxin efflux transmembrane transporter activity
Source: RefSeq, a predicted model, not a curated record
GCAACAAAGAUCAUAUCAAAGCAUAUAAUUAGAAGAGAAUACAAAAAAAUUACAAAUCUUGAAUUAAUUCUCAUCAUCUUCCAUGAUUUCCUUAGAAGAUGUGUACAAUGUGGUGGCUGCCACAGUUCCAUUAUAUUUCUCCAUGAUCUUAGCUUACAUCUCCAUGAAAUGGUGGAGACUUUUUACACCAAAUCAAUGUGCAGGCAUUAACAUGUUUGUUGCCAAAUUCUCAAUCCCAUUGCUAUCUUUUCAAGUUAUUUCCCACAACAAUCCUUACAAAAUGAACCUCAACCUAAUUUGUGCUGAUUUUCUUCAGAAACUAUUGGCUGUUGUUGUGUUAAUUGGUAUCACUAAAAUCAGCUCUAGAGGGAGAUUGAAUUGGAUUAUCACUGGUGUGUCUCUUUUUACAUUGCCUAAUACUUUGAUUUUGGGUAUACCACUUUUGAAAGCUAUGUAUGGGGUUGAAGCUGAGUCACUUCUUUCACAAAUUGUUGUCUUGCAAAGCCUGGUUUGGUAUAAUUUGUUGUUGUUUUUGUUUGAGUUAAAUGCUACAUAUGCAGCACCAGUCACACCUUCAGAAACUACAGGGGAUCAAGAGGCCCCUCAAGAAGCAGAAUCAAAAGAGGGAGAAGGGGAAACAAAUAUUAGUAGAACAAGAAGAGCUAAAACCAUGGUCAUUCUGUUGACUGUGGGGAAGAAGCUACUUAGAAAUCCCAAUUUUCAUGCAACUCUUUUGGGUCUUAUUUGGGCUAGCAUACACUUCAGAUGGAACGUGAAGCUGCCGGAGAUUGUUGAUAAUUCUAUAAAGAUAUUAUCAACCGGAGGGCUUGGUAUGGCAAUGUUUAGCUUAGGUUUGUUCAUGGCCUCACGCCCCAAUAUAAUAGCAUGUGGAAUUAAAAUGGCAGUGAUAACAAUGUCAAUGAAAUUCAUCACAGGGCCUGCCUUAAUGGCAGUUGCUUCACUUGCUGUUAGAGCUAGAGGCACAGUGUUUAAAGUGGCAAUUGUUCAGGCAGCUUUACCACAAGGAAUUGUUCCAUUUGUCUUUGCUAAAGAAUACAACAUUCAUCCUGACAUAUUGAGCACUGGGGUAAUAUUUGGUAUGCUCAUUGCAUUGCCAAUAGCAUUGGCCUACUAUUCCAUAUUAGCAUUAUGAAACACGAAUGGGUCAAAGAGAUAAAAGUGAACUUUAGAAAUCUGAUACUGUUUGUUUAAUUUUUUUAUCAUUUUUUUCCUAUUUUUAGAAAGUUUGCCAAUCUUCUUUGAUAAUGUUAAUGUAAUAUUUCGUUUUUUCUUUUCCUUUUCUCUCUUAUAAAACAUAAAUGUCCUUAUGAGAAAAAUUAACAACUAA